Drosophila takahashii is the source of this 956-nucleotide messenger RNA. RefSeq lists its product as uncharacterized. The record is from RefSeq and is a predicted model, not a curated record. NCBI's taxonomy places the organism in Eukaryota, Metazoa, Arthropoda, Insecta, Diptera, Drosophilidae.
AAGUGAUUCAAUCUGAAGCUGAUCGAAGGAAAUAUGGAAAAAACGACAUCUGACUGCUUCAGUGAGCGCGACUUUGUAUUUGCUCAGGCUACCGGCUAUGUGCCUUGGCCGGGAAUUCUCAAGAAGAAACUCUUUCGAGCUGGAGUGGUGGAGUUUUUGUUUCACAAAUGAGACCAAGGUCAUUCCUUACGAAAAAUUAUGGCCUUAUGACGAUCGGAGCAAAGCGCAGUUUAUUACAAGCCAGAAUAUGGAGUACGAGGAAUUUCGCGAAGCGAUUUGCAUUGUCGAGAAACUUCGGUCUGGCGAUGUGGAUAUUAGUACUGAGGGCGCAGGAUGGCAGCUGGUAUCUCCAGAAGAGCUGCCACCUGGAAUGCCAUUUUCAUUGGAGCAGAGUCGGGCAGACUGGGAACUAAACUAUGUGCGAGAGGUGCGUUUGGAGCGGGAUUCCUUGAGCGUCGAGGGGAAAUUUAUCCACGUGCUAAACGUCCUACGCAGCAGCUUGACGCUAAAAAAACAGGAUUACCCAUCCGCUCUGUGGGCCUUCCAGGAGCUGCAAGAGCUGGCCCUCAGCGAACUUCUCUUGGUGCGCAACUUCGAAGCCGUGGAAGCGAUGCAUCACUUAUGCCGCUUCGCUUCCACACAGCCGCAAGACCGACUCUGUGCGGAUCAGGUGAAAAAUCUUGCCAUCCAACAAAUGGAACGCUUUGCGUCGCACUUUAAGCAGUCAUUUGGCACUCAAGAUUUCUGGUCCGAGUAUUGUUUGCGAUCCAGAAUCUACCGAAGUCACACCGUGGACAUCAAGCCCAAUUAAAAUCGAAAUUUUAAACAAAAUUAACAAUAAUCAAGAAUAAUAAAGAAUAGCAUGGCCUGAAAUACAUACUAUGCAAAAUAAAACCGUUAUAUGGAUUUAAGAUUUUUAUUAUUAACUUAAUAAUGCAAAAUACUUAUUUCGAAAA